Brenthis ino (lesser marbled fritillary) is the source of this 252-nucleotide messenger RNA. The record is from the annotation of a GenBank genome assembly. NCBI's taxonomy places the organism in Eukaryota, Metazoa, Arthropoda, Insecta, Lepidoptera, Nymphalidae.
AUGUGUAUCACGAUAUCUGUUUACAAGGGCGGCGAUAUAUCGCGCGUACAGUGGGUCGGCGCGCGCCGCUCACUCACGGGAAUCGUUCGUUCGCCGCGACCAACUUUCUCUCACUGGCGUGGCGGCAGCCGCGGCCGGACGAAAGUGAAUCUGCAGCGACCCCCGCGCGCCCUCGCCCGCGCCCUCAGGUGUCCUGCACCGCCCGCCCAGCACUCGACACCACGCCGCCUGCAACACACCCGACGUCAACUU